AUGACGCCAACAAAGCGCGUCCACUCGUUGAGCGUCUCCGGUCCUACUCAUGACGAGAAGAGACAAAAGCGUUCCCUUGGUCUUCACUUUCGUCCGCUGGGUGAGCGACACGGGUAUCGGGGGCAUGCCAAACGGCCUGUGUCGUUCAGCCAGCGGAUGAAAGUGAAGACCAAGAGAACGCCUUUAUCUCUUCUCGUCAUUUUGACGCCUCGUUCGGUAACCCAGCAAAGGCAUUCCCCUCCGACUGGAGUUUCCUUUGGAGGAUGUGGAAGGUCGUACGACAAAGUCAGCAUGAUGGAAGACGCAAAGAAGAUUCGUGAAGGAUUGAUGCCUUUUGCCCCACCAGGCGUCAACGCGCUGGUUUUCCUACUUCCCGAAGUGACCCUGACCCCCCAGCCAGGAGCAAAUAUAUACCCCCAGCUAGGAAGCCAGUACGCAGCCUUUGAACAUCAGAUGCCCGCAACUACCCUGCUCACACAGCUGGCUACAUAUUCGGAAAUGAUCGCCCUCAGGUUCUAUGGGACCCGCAGGCCCAACAGGCACAGGCACAAGGAUGGAGUGUACCCAUGCCACAGAAUCAGUAUAGGCAUCAUCUGGCAAAUGAGCCUCACACCCGGGUUUGAACCGAUGUCCUCGUGGAGCUGGGAGUUCAACGACUGGGAGCUGAAGGGCACCUCCCGUCGUGACAUUGACGACAAGGACCAAGCUCCAGAGGAGACCGCUAUCUCAGACCUCAACGACGCCAUCCCAGCGCUCCUAGAGACCAUCCAGACCGACAUGACGUGGAGCUGUUCAAAAACACCAAAGGAAGCCUCGGAGAAAUGCUUGGAGGAGGUCGUACGCAUGAAGGCCCUCUUUGAGAAGAUGCGCUGCGAGAACUUCCCGGGAAACUGGAAGAAGAUCCUGGGUUUCCCCUGA
This is a messenger RNA of Mytilinidion resinicola, 918 nucleotides long. RefSeq lists its product as uncharacterized. The record is from RefSeq and is a predicted model, not a curated record. NCBI's taxonomy places the organism in Eukaryota, Fungi, Ascomycota, Dothideomycetes, Mytilinidiales, Mytilinidiaceae. The transcript has 2 exons. Bases 1 to 918 code for a protein of 305 amino acids.